This is a messenger RNA of Anopheles cruzii, 3349 nucleotides long. It is a transcript of the gene FucT6, whose product is annotated as alpha-(1,6)-fucosyltransferase. Gene Ontology annotation, cellular component: Golgi cisterna membrane. The record is from RefSeq and is a predicted model, not a curated record. The coding region runs from base 695 to 2464 and encodes 589 amino acids. NCBI's taxonomy places the organism in Eukaryota, Metazoa, Arthropoda, Insecta, Diptera, Culicidae. Gene Ontology annotation, biological process: protein N-linked glycosylation. The transcript is spliced from 3 exons. Gene Ontology annotation, molecular function: protein binding; glycoprotein 6-alpha-L-fucosyltransferase activity.
GCGAAAGGAGGACGGAAGACAACAAGGGGAACAGCACAGCAAACAAUUGUGCCACGAGAGCGACUAAUUUGUGUGACAAUAGGGGACACAUCGCGGAACAUCAAUCAGCCGCGGAACCAGACAGCGACACGCAGGUGGUCGGGCGCAUAAACAAAACGAAGCAAUUAAAGCGCAUCGCCGGUCUCAUCCGGAUUGCCAAAGAGGCCGGUGUGCCAAAAGGAGGGGUAAGAACGAGCUGGGCCUAGCGCAGAAGACAUGAACGAUUUCACUUUUUCGGCGUUCUCCAACUGUGAACACCACGGGACGCAUAAAAUAACCUAUUUGUGGAACUCGUUUUCAUCUCAGCACCCGCUGGAGCCGCCACGGCAAGAUGACGCUGUAAAGCAGUAAGCUGCGUGUUCUGUGUGGCGCACAUCCACCCGGAGUAUUAUCAGCUGCCAAUAGGAAACGUUGUCGAUAUAACUAACGCAGUGUAACGCAGUAGUUAGCACAGUCGUAGUUAGCACAGCAACACCGUGCGAUACUCCACGUCAUCGAACUCACUGAUUAGAGGCCCGGGUUACGGCACGACAGCGGGAUAACCGCACACUGAUUACAACAUCCCGCAGGCGUUGGAUGUUCGCCGUUGAACCGUUCGGUGGGCGGUUCGUGAAGUCUUUACUGCGGUCCGUUGCUUCAUCACAAUCCGAAGAGGAUGGUCAUCCGACAGCUGAUGGGGUUAAACCCGUGGGCCCGCGUACUCGUGCCGUUCGUCUUCAUCUGGGCCGUUUUGGUGCUGAUAUUCUACUCCAAGCUAAACACCUCCGCGUCGGGCAGCGCCUCCAGUGAUGCGGAUACGGCCCUGAAACGGCUCGAGCAGGCACUCCAGCAGCUGGAACAAUCGAAGCACAUCGAUCACGAGCUGCGCGCAAUGGUGGACGAGUAUUUGGCCGAAGUGGGAGCUUCGGCGGAUCGGAAGCAACGCUUUUUCGACGAAGUUGGCAAUAAGCUUGAGCUUGAGAAUGAUGAAUCGGCACUAGGUUCGGUCGGUGGAAGCCACGUGCGCCCGCGGACAUCACCUUCGCUGGAGUACGAGAGGCUCAGGAGACGCGUCCAAACCAACACACAGGAACUGUGGAACUUUCUCCAAUCGGAAGUAACAAAAGUGCAGAAGCAAGCCCAGCGGUCGGCGCCGGAGCUGGUGAAGCCGUUGGCAAGCUUCCUUUCGCUGGCGGCCGAAAACAAACGCUCGAUGCUGGUCGACCUCGAGCGGGCACGAGAAACCGAUGGAUACGAAGCGUGGCGCCACCGUGAGGCGGCCGAACUGAGCGAGCUGGUGCAGAAGCGGCUGACGCGGUUGCAAAAUCCGGACAGUUGCUCCACCGCCCGGAAACUUAUUUGCCGGCUGAACAAAGGUUGCGGAUAUGGGUGCCAGUUGCACCAUGUCGUAUACUGCUUCAUCAUGGCCUACGCGACCGAGCGUACGCUGAUUCUGAAAUCGAAAGGCUGGCGGUAUCAUAAGGCCGGCUGGGAGGAAGUGUUUCAACCGAUCUCCGACACGUGUCUCGAUUCGAACGGUGCCUCGCAUGCCAGUUGGCCGGGACAGUCAAAUACGCAGGUGCUAACCCUGCCGAUAAUCGAUUCACUCAACCCGCGGCCCCCGUACCUGCCGUUGGCAAUCCCUGCCGACCUGGCGCCGCGGCUGAUAAAACUACACGGUGAUCCGAUCGUUUGGUGGAUUGGCCAGUUUCUCAAGUACCUGCUAAAGCCCACGGGCGAUACGCAGCAGAUGCUUGAGAAUGGCAUGGAGCGGUUGGGCUUCAAAAAACCGAUCGUUGGUGUGCACGUGAGGCGAACGGACAAAGUAGGCACGGAAGCUGCAUUCCACAGCAUCGAAGAGUACAUGACAGCCGUCGACGACUACUACGAUCAGCUAGCGCUGACUUCGAAAAAAGUAGACAAGCGACGCGUCUUCGUAGCAAGCGACGAUCCGAAGGUUAUCGAGGAAACGAAAAAUAAGUAUCCUCACUACGAAGUGAUUGGUGACCCGAAUGUGGCGAAAAUGGCGGCAGUCUCGACACGUUACACCGAUUCGUCGUUGAACGGCAUCAUCCUCGAUAUCCAUCUGUUAUCGCUAAGCGAUCAUCUCGUGUGCACCUUCAGUUCGCAGGUAUGCCGCGUGGCGUACGAAAUCAUGCAAACGAUGUACCCGGACGCGUCGGGGCGGUUCCGCUCGCUGGACGACAUCUACUACUACGGUGGACAGAACUCGCACAAUCGCGAAGUGGUACUGCCGCACGAUCCUCGCAACCAUGACGAAAUCCAAGUCCGGCCCGGUGACCUUGUCGGUGUGGCCGGCAACCACUGGAACGGGUUCUCCAAAGGUAAGAACAUCCGCACCAAUCAGGUCGGCCUAUUUCCGUCUUUUAAGGUGAACGAUAAAAUCGAAGUCGUCGAACUACCAACGUAUCCGUACGUGAAAUAGUUACUAUUACCACAGUCAGCGACAGAAAUGACAAUGCGGUAGGAAGAAUGCUUCCUGACCUUAGGAAUGCGAAAUGCCCGAGGAAAUGGGGUUGCCCAUGAGAGUGUGUGUGUUGUGUGAGCAUGCGUUAAAACGGUAUAAGCGGGUUUUCCGGAGUGCACGGCGAGCAAAACAAAAAAUCUGUCCAGCGUCAGAGCCAUCGCUGCUUUUUUUUUGUUGUGUGAUACUUGAGACUAUUGAAUUUGUAGGACAAUUAUUUGUUUUCCUGUAUACUAUUUUAUUUCUGUUUUGACGCUCGAUAUUGGCAAAUGUGUUGAGCAAAUGAGCCGAGAGUGCGGCAAACUAGCGAAGGCUGCAGGAAGUGAUAGAAAUAAGCAAGAAAAUAAUGAACAAACAAAACUGACGAACAAAAGUACGGGCAUUCGAUGUUAUCAUAUUACAUUACACCUUCGCUGCGCAUUUGACGCCUGAAAUAGGAUAAAUGAUAGCCAAAAUCUGCUUAUUAACAAAAGAACAAAUUUAAGUGAAGCCGUAAAUAGUUAACGAUGGACAGUUUUUGGAAAACCAUACAGCAUAAAUAAGAAAAAUUAGCUCAGACAACGGAUGUGAACCUCGAAUAUUGUAGCCAAACGAACAAAGUUAGUCAGUGGCGUCAAGCUCGAAUCCCCAGAAGUGCGUGCGAAGGCACUUUGGCCGAAUGCUAUUCUUGUUAGAUGCGCGAGAACAUCACCUGAUUUGAUAUAGAUCCGCCGAACAAUUUUUUGAUUGACGAAGAACAACAACCAAAACCAUUGUAGAACGGUAAAAUGUAUGUAGAAACGUAAUUCCCUAAGAGCCGUAAGCCAACAACAUUCAUACCGUGAACACCGAUCGAACGUUUGAUAA